AUGUGGCUGCUCUCGCUGCGGGAUGGGCAGCUGACUCUUCUCUACGGCCACGUCGACGACAGGCCACCCUGCCCCCGGGGAGCCUCUGCUCUGGGAGAGGGGCCCGAGGACAACCAUGCCUCCCUGCAGGCUCCCGAGUCCCGAGGCCUGGUCACACGCAGGGCCGCCCAGCCACCCAGCUCAGAGAUUGUGCAGUGCACGACCCGCACCACCGUCUGGGCAGCCCUGCCCUGUGCUGUCGGCCUCCCGAAACUCCCUCCUGCCUCCUUUCCCCCUGAGGCCGACACGGACUUCUGGCCAGCUGGGGGUCUCCUCUGUCUCCGCUUCUGGGCUGGGGCCUCUCACACGGCUUUAAACCCCUCACCCCGUCCUCACUCCUCUAGAAGUGCCCACUGUCUGACCACCCAGCAGCAGCGCUGGCGGCCUGCACACUUGCCCCACCAGCUGGCUAUGGGACCCCGGGUCCUGAGCCUGGGCGGCUGGCGGGACUUGGCGCCACCAGCUCGUGGCCGCCUUCCUGUGCCCAUCCACCUGCUGCUCAGCCUCGUGUGCGGCAGGCCAGCUACCCUGGCCUUCCACCACCCGAGUGCAGUUGGACGCCUCAGCAGGGAGGAGAGACAGACGGACAGGCAGAGGACAGACAAGCAGAGAGAGAGAGAGUCGGCAGCGGGGCUGGACACGAGGCAGGGUGAGCGGAGGGGGGCGAGCCCAGGGCGGCGUGGAAGUCAGGUUCGGCCGCGGAGGCACCUCUCGCCUCCUCUCGUCCUGAGAACCGGCCCCCUCGCAGCGGCCUCUCUGGGGACUCGGCUUCUCUCUGAGGCGGAAGCAAACCCGCCAGCCCGCGGCGCCCCGAUGUGUGCGGAAUGGAUUCUGGAAGUCUGGGUUCCGGACAAGAGGGGCCCGCGGGGCCCGGCGGUCACGGCCCGGCGGAAGCGCACAGUCCCGGCUUCUGAGAGCGCUGUCCGCGCCGGCUGCGGCAUCCAUCGGCGGCGCUCAGCCACGCAGACAGACGACACUCACCAUAUGGUUUGUCUAAGAAACGGAGCGGCCUAG
Molecule: messenger RNA, 1053 nt
Organism: Rangifer tarandus platyrhynchus (Svalbard reindeer)
Lineage: Eukaryota; Metazoa; Chordata; Mammalia; Artiodactyla; Cervidae
Source: the annotation of a GenBank genome assembly